Molecule: messenger RNA, 1904 nt
Organism: Populus euphratica (Euphrates poplar)
Lineage: Eukaryota; Viridiplantae; Streptophyta; Magnoliopsida; Malpighiales; Salicaceae
Product: probable purine permease 10
Exons: 3
Coding region: 67-1224 (385 amino acids)
Cellular component (GO): membrane
Molecular function (GO): purine nucleoside transmembrane transporter activity
Source: RefSeq, a predicted model, not a curated record
CUCUCUCUCUCUCUCUCCCUCUCUCUCUCAGCAUCAUCUUUUUGGGGCUUCUGCACUACCUUCGACAUGGGAGAAGCUCAGGAAGUUCAACUUCACAUCAUGGACCAAGAAGCUAAAGAUCAAAUAAACUUACCUCAAUAUACAAGUAUCACCGAUCAGUGCUCAACGGCUCCACAAACAAGAAACUACAGGCGGUGGAUCGGCAUAGCAAUCUGUACAGUCUUGCUCCUGGUUGGACAGUCAGUGGCUAUGCUUUUGGGAAGAUUGUACUUUGUUAAAGGUGGAAACAGUAAAUGGAUGGCAACACUAGUCCAACUUGCAGGCUUUCCGGUUCUUAUUCCCUUCUAUCUCAUCUCAACUACCAGUAAACCCAGCACAAAUGAUAGCCAAAUAAAAUCACCAUCUGUCACAACACUUCUAUUGAUUUACGUAUCGAUUGGACUGCUUGUAGCAGCAGGCUGCUAUCUAUACACUAUUGGACUGCAGUACCUUCCUGUGUCCACUUACACCCUCAUCUGUGCAUCUCAGUUGGCCUUCAAUUCUGUCUUCUCCUUUUUGCUCAAUGCACAGAAGUUCACACCAUUUAUAAUCAAUUCUCUAGUCCUCCUUACCAUCUCCUCUAUCCUACUUGUCUUUAAUAAUGAGUCUUCAGACGGCACUUCUGGAGUCUCCAAAGCAAAAUAUGCUAUUGGUUUCACAUGCACUGUUGCUGCUUCCGCGGGGUACGGACUGGUGCUCUCUUUGACACAGCUCUGCUUCAACAAGGUUAUAAAGAGGCAGACAUUUAAGGUAGUCCUCGACAUGAUAAUCUAUCAACAAAUAGUAGCGACUUCUGUUAUUGUAGUUGGACUUUUUGCUAGUGGAGACUGGAAGGGUCUAACAAGAGAAAUGGAUGGGUAUAAAAUGGGAAAGGUUUCCUAUGUGAUGAACUUAGUUGGGACUGCCAUAUCUUGGCAGUUUUUCGCGAUUGGCUGCGUUGGAUUGAUUUUUCAUGUUUCUUCCUUGUUUUCCAAUGCCAUAAGUGUUUUGGGAUUGCCUAUUGUUCCAGUCCUAGCUGUGUUCGUAUUCAAUGACAAAAUGGGUGGUGUGAAGGCAAUUUCGAUGGUGUUGGCUAUCUGGGGUUUCAUUUCCUAUGCCUAUCACCACUAUCUAGACGACCGCAAUUGCAAGGAUGAAAAAAGAAAUGCCGAUGAGGUUUCUAAAGCUCUCAUGCUGGAAAGCUAACUGGUGUCUACGAUCUAUGGGAGCCUGGAAGUUGAUCGGUGACAGAUUUCCAUGUUUACAUACAAUUCGGGUGCCUCUGUCAUGUCCUAAAAUGUAGUUUUCUACCAUGUAGCAGACCUGUAAAACAGUUAAGCUAGGAGUGCUGUAAAAGAGCAUGAAUGAUCAAAUUAUACGAGCAUAUUGGAAGGAUUGCUGAGUAUGAAUUGGUUUAGGUCUAUCUGCUGGAAACAAUGUAACAUGUUAAUUGAGUAGCAGGGACUAAAAGAUCUAUCACUGAAUCUCACGAGACUAAUCACUUAUCAGGAUUGCAUUUGCAUGUGGAUGUGGAUGUGGAUGACCUCUCAUAGCAAUUUAAAACUGCAAUUGGUGCUGUGUAAGAAUUAUCAUUAAUGCUUAGCCAUCCCUGCUGACCAGUUGGUCCAUUCUGUUAAGAAUUUGAACCUUCCGCUUCUCUCAUUAAGGCUUCCCGCUCGAAUGUGGACAAAGAUUGGCCAUAUGAUGUGCUAAAGUGAAAGUACGUAGUCAAUAAACUACAUAGCUUUUGGACUAGGAAAAAGUAGAUGGUUUUCUGAUAUGGGAAUUCGGCCCAUGAAUAUUUGAGAGAACGAUCUAGUGUAUAAAUUCAUAAGAUGAACUGAAACUUUGUUAUCCUUGAAUUUGAUUUUGCUUCUCAAAGUUCA